Molecule: messenger RNA, 561 nt
Organism: Prunus avium (sweet cherry)
Lineage: Eukaryota; Viridiplantae; Streptophyta; Magnoliopsida; Rosales; Rosaceae
Product: cytochrome c oxidase subunit 5C-2-like
Source: RefSeq, a predicted model, not a curated record
UUCAUGAGUUAAUUUCACCAUUUAUUGAUAGUGUUUUUUUUAGGGGUUACAUUGGAGGAAAGAAAUCCCACUGGGGUUUGAUACUGGGUGCCAUGCGGGGGAGGGGAAUCCACCACACCUUUGGCAUUUAUUGAUAGUUUAUGAUUGAGAAAAAAUGGGGAAUAAUUAUAUUUAAGUGAAAAAUGGCAGGUAGGGUUGCUCAUCCCACCCUGAAAGGACCAAGCGUGAUCAGGGAGAUGUGUUUUGGUCUUGUGGCUGCUUUUGCUGCUGGGAGCUUUUGGAAAAUGUAUCACUGGGAUUUGCAGAAGAAGACCAGGUCAUUUUAUGAAUUGCUGGAGAAAGAUGAAGUCAGUGUUGUUGCAGAUGAAUAGAUGCAGCUUACUUUUAGUUUUCUGUCAUAUGAUUUUAUUAAAGAAUUUAACAGCUUGGUUCACUUGACCUUCAACUUAAGAGCUUAAUUAGUUUGGGAUUUGCAUUAAUAAUAAGUUUCUUGUACAGUUGUACUUGUGUGGACUACUUAUACGGUAUUCGUCGAAUAAAAUUUUAUUUGUCUUCUUGAUU